AUCGGUGACCAAACGGUGUGACGACACAAGAAUCGAUUAAAUAUAUGUAUGUAUCGCCACAUUCGAUAUAAAUGUCAAACAUGUUGUGUAGUUUUUAAAAGGAGCAAAUGACUUGUUUAAAAAGGAAUUUUGUCAUAUUCAUGACCUAACCUUUACCUGAAAACCUUGAACUGCAUAUAAUGACUGAAGAGUGAUAGAAUAAAAAAAAUCUUGUGAUAUGAAGAUUUAAUUUAUAAUUGUUUAAAAAAACAAAAAUUAUUCAAUACUUUUCUUUAUUUGGUGAAAAUUUGAACAAAGAUACUUGAGUGACAAUCAAUCAUUGUAUCACUUUUUUUUGGAGCUGUCUAAAUUUUUUUUGCAUGUCAUUAAACAUUUCGAUUGACUAAAAAAGACAAAAAAAACAGUGGUGGUGAAAAUGCCGAAAAUAAAAACAAAAUUGCAUUUAAAUAGUAUGUGGUUAAGACAAAGAGAACUUGGAAUCAGUCAACCUUUGGGUCACAAUGAUCGUUUUCACAAAACAUUGUAUUCAUCAGUACAACCAGUCACAUCAUGGGAUCACAAUGAAAAUUUAGUCAGUGCAAUUCAUGGCGGAGUUUUUAAUUUAGAAUAUUCUCCUGAUGGAUCGCUUCUUUUGGCAGCUUGUGAAAAAAAGAGUGUUUUAAUGUUUGAUCCAUUGAGUCGACGACUGAUUCAUGCAAUUGAUAAUGCUCACACUGAUUGUGUUAAUUGUGUAAGAUUUUUGGAUCAACGUAUAUUUGCAACUUGUUCUGACGACAGUACGGUAGCUCUUUGGGAUGCGAGGAAUUUGAAGCAAAGAAUCAGAACUUUACAAGGACAUUCCAAUUGGGUAAAAAAUGUCGAAUAUAGUCCUAAAGAUGGUUUAUUGUUGACUAGUGGUUUCGAUGGUAGUAUUUACACUUGGGAUAUUAAUAGUUUUACAGAAAGUAGCUGUUUGUAUACUAGAGUAUUUCAAACGAAUGGAUUGAUGAGAACGAGAUUAAGUCCUGAUGCUAGUAAAAUGCUCAUUUGUACAACUUCCGGUUAUUUAAUAAUAAUACACGAUCUCAAGCUUAGUGCUUUAGCAACUGACUUGCGAGGCUUCAAGCCUAAUAUGUAUCGUUUGAUGCAAGUCUCGCAAACAACCAUUCCGAUGGCAGCAAAUUAUACUCAUCUAUUUUCACAUACUCGCAAACACAAUCGCAUUGAAUUCCUGACAGAUUUCCCUGAUGGAAAUGACGCCGAAGUGAUAUCUAGUUUGCAAGUCCAUCCACAAGGAUGGUGUGCUCUUUCCCGGAAUAUUAGUAUCGGAGAGAAAUCAGAGUGGACGUGUGUGCAUGAUAUUCAAGAACGUGACAUAUCAGAAGUUGAUGAACUGAUGAGAGAAGCAGACGAGCGAAAUUUGCCAUUCAACGAUGUGUCCGAAGAAUCGGAUGACUCUCAACAGCCGCAACCCUCACGUUCAGGUAUAACGUCGACCUUCAUGAUCGAUCGAGCGAAUCGUGGCAGAAAUUCACCAGCCACUCCUGAGGGUAGGUCCACAUCCUUCGUGAGGACCGAGGUCACUCAACCCGUUUUCCCAUCACGAACAAAUACCUGGCAGGAAGGCUCAAGACGCAGUUCUCGUCUACAAGCGCGCAAUUUACGAACGACGCGAAAUGCAUCGAAUAAUUUUACAAUUGUCGACAUUGCCAAUCGUGUGACAAAUCACGACGAGACAAAUCACGAAGCAUCGGAUCACGAAUUAAACGAAGAGAAUGACGACGAUGAGAGGCCACCACAACGAGGAGCUGAGCCCGCAGCAUCGGCAGCAAGAGACGAUGAACGUUUGGGCGCACAAUUAAAUGAGACCCGACGAAGAAUAAUGUCGGAUCGUCGUAAUUUCUCAACUGGUGUUGAAUUACACGUGAGUUCGGCAGAUGUUUGGGAAGCAUUGGUGGCUUUUCGUGAGACACGAGCGCGACGCGAAAGAGGACGCGAAAUGCAUUCAUCAAAUGAAUGGCGCGAAUGGGUUGCGUCGCGUUCUAAUAAUGCGAUAAAUGUCAGUUUACCGCGAUCCUCAUACACAGUUGUGAUAACGGGCGAGAAUCGUUAUCGUGGCUCGGGACAAAAUUGCCAAUCGCAACAGCCAAUGUACGCUUUGACGAGAAAUGAAAAAAUCCAUCAAAAUAUACCGAGACUCACGCAUUAUAUUGAGGAGCCAAAUGUUGGUUCGGGUUACAUUAAAGAAUUGUGCUUUUCGGCCGAUGGACGAGUUAUAUGUUCACCGUUUGGUUAUGGCGUUCGUCUACUCGCAUUUUCCAACGAAUGCCAAGAAUUGUCCGGCUGUGUUCCUGCAUUCAAUGAAUCGGUACAAUUAAACGAAUUGGCAACUAAUGUCAGUCACUCGGAUAUCGUUGUUAGUACGAAAUUUUCUCCAAGACACUGCCUCCUUGUCUCAGGUUGCUUGAGUGGAAAAAUUGUCUGGCAUCAGCCAGUUGUUUAAUUCCCAAAAAAAAGUUGUGUCUCACAACUUGCUGUUUAAUUUCAUAAGAAAAAUCUUCUUUUUUUUUGCAAUAGUUCAUUUGAUUCUGAGGCUGAAAACAAUUUUCUCUAAGAAAAUGUUUGAAAAUAUUAUUAUCAAAUUACUUUUCAGCAAUCGUUGUUGAAAUAAUGUUGCUGAAAAAUUCUAUGAUACUGCUAGCAGAUGAUCAAUUUUUAUUCAGGGUUGCCACAAAAAUUUAAUUUUGUUUUAUCCAGACACUAAAGAAUUUUAAUUAUAAAAUUAUUCAAAAACAGCAAUAAUUUUGUUAAAUAA
Leptopilina heterotoma is the source of this 2794-nucleotide messenger RNA. Its product is annotated as DDB1- and CUL4-associated factor 10. Gene Ontology annotation, cellular component: Cul4-RING E3 ubiquitin ligase complex. The transcript has 7 exons. Lineage: Eukaryota; Metazoa; Arthropoda; Insecta; Hymenoptera; Figitidae. Bases 416 to 2482 code for a protein of 688 amino acids. Gene Ontology annotation, molecular function: protein binding. The record is from RefSeq and is a predicted model, not a curated record.